UCCCUCUCCGCCGCGUUUUCCACACCGCCGCAGCCUCGCUGCUCGCCGUCGCUUCCAAGUAACGGAGCGAGCCGGGGAGGCAAAUUGCGGUGAUUCAUCGCGGGCAGAUCGCAGGCAGGAGAUGGGAGCCUGCCGCCUGCCCCGGGCCCGCCGUGGGCUCGGGCUGGGGCUCGCCGAGGCCGGGCUGGCGACGGGGCCCUGACGCCCACGGGCCGAGCGUCCCUGCGCCGCGGCGGCAGCCGCCGGUAGAGCCCCGCGGGGGAAGGCGAACGCCGGGCAGGGGCCGAGCGCCGGAGCUGGGGAUUUUUCGCCUGCGUUGCUGCCGGAGCCGUCGGAGCCAGCUGCCCGGACCGUGACCGGGCUCCUUAACACCCUGCGUGGCUCCAGGUAAUUCCAAUGCGGCACCGGAGUCUCCUAACCCCAUCCUGAUCCAGUGUGCCCCCAGACCCCGCUGCCAUGAAGAAGAAGCCUGCCAAUGGGAGGGGGCUGGAUCCUGCGCUCCCCCAGCAGCGAUCCCGGGGCGUCACCAAGCCGGCAGAGUACGUGGGAUCCUUUGUGGUAGAGAACUUGGAUCUGCAGCAGCAAGCAGGACGGCUGGAGGAGGAGCUGCGGGCACUGAAGGACUGCCCCAGGAGGAGGUUGGUGGUGCUGAGGUUCAGCUUGCAGGGGCUGAAGGUCUACGGUGCUGAUGGGGAGACGCUGCUGAUGGCUCACGCCCUGCGCCGGAUCCUGUACAGCACCUGGCGCCACACCGACCGACAGUUCGCCUUCGUGGCCCGCAACCCCCGCAGCCCCCCCAGCCCCCUCUUCUGCCACCUCUUCGUGGGGCUCCCAGGCGAGGUCCACACCUUGCACCUCUUGCUCUGCCGCUGCUUCCAGCUCUGCUACCUCCUGGCCCACCCUGAGGAGCAGGCAGCCGAGGGGGACCCCCCGGGGCUGGGGGUGCUGCGGGAGCCCCUCAACCCCGAGGAGGUGUCGCGCAACGUCAACGCCCUCGUCUCCUUCCGCCGCCUGCCCGCGCCUGCUGCCCCGGGCUGCUGGGGCGCAGGGGAGCGGCGACUGGAGGCAGAAGGCAGAGUCAGUGCCUGGCGCCCGGGGAACCCCUACUGCUCCCCGGUCCUGGUGCGCAAAAAAGCCAUCCGCAGCAAGGUGCUGCGCUCGGGGGCUUACCGCGACUGCGGCGCCGACGCUCAGCUCCACCAGCCCCCCCGCGACGCCGCAGCAGGUUGUGAGAGCAAAGGGGCGAGGAGCUUGGCCUUCCUCCCUGAAAACGAGGGCGUCCUCGCCGAGAGCGUGUGGGCCUUCGCGGGCAUCGCCAGGGAUGCUGGCCUGGAGCUGCUGCGGCAGGAUGUCCCUGGCGCCUUCCUGCUGCGCCCCGAGCCGGGGCUGGCCAAGCGCUGGUGCCUCUGGGUGCGGACGCCCUGCGGCAUCGUCCCCUACUGCCUCUUCAGGACCCACCAGGGCAGGUUCUGCGUGGAGCACUCCAACGCCGAGUUCUCCAGCGUGGCAGCUCUCCUGACCCACUACUCCGGGGCACCGGGCGGCUGCUUCUGCCGCUUGGCCUCGGGCCACCGCAACCCCGGCUACGAGGAGCAAGACCCCGGCUGUGAGGAACAGGACCCCAGCGCCUGGGGGGAGGCCGCCUGGGCCCCUGCCUCCCCCAUCGGGGUGCAGCACGAGCGGGGCUAGGCCCGGCCACCCCCAAGGAUCCCCUGGAGCUUUAAA
Molecule: messenger RNA, 1725 nt
Organism: Pogoniulus pusillus (Red-fronted tinkerbird)
Lineage: Eukaryota; Metazoa; Chordata; Aves; Piciformes; Lybiidae
Gene: SH2D5
Product: SH2 domain containing 5
Exons: 10
Coding region: 457-1689 (410 amino acids)
Cellular component (GO): postsynaptic density
Source: RefSeq, a predicted model, not a curated record